GGCAGGCGGAUUGCAGGUGACACGAGCGAAUUGCCACUCGCGACUCGCACCUAUUUAUAAUCAGUUCCCCCCCUUUUGAAAUAAACAUUCGUUGCUCCAAACGUCGCGACGACGCGUCGACGAUUUUUCUGCUGCUGCUUUGCCAUCGUCUCUGUCGCUGUCGCAGUCGCUGCUGCUGUUGCUGCUAAGCUUUGCUGCUGCUGCCGCCUCUGCUUCUCGACUCGAUCUCAAUUUCGAUUCAUUCCCGCACUCAACGCGCUCGCGAAUAGUUUGGAUUUUUCGGCUCUUCAGCUUGACGCUCUAGCUGCAGAAAAGAAACAUAAGUCUCAAGUAGUGUGAAGUGACAGUGCGACAAAGUGACAACUCAACAACAAAACAGAGUGUGUGUGGUGACAGUGCCACUGUGAGAUGAAGCCAUAGAGUGGCUAUAGACGCAUAUAAAAUACCAAUAGAAAAAUAAUAACACAAUAAAAAUACAGCCACAGUCAACCGCAGCUCUCCCAGCUAAACACAAACGGCAUUCGUGAUGAGCGCCAAAGAUACAGGCCAUGUGAAUGGCGCCUUCAAUGGCACCGAAGUGUCCCUUGACAUACCCACAAAUACCCUGUAUCACACAUCGCGGGACUGCAUCGUGCAGCAGGAAGAGGAACCGAUCAAAUCCCGCAGCUGGACGGACAGCUGUCGACGCGCUUGUGACAACAUCUUUCGCAUGAAGACGCUGCAGAAACGUUUCCCGAUCUUCGUUUGGCUGCCGCAGUACAAAAAGGAUUACAUAUUUGGCGAUAUUGUUGCCGGCAUUUCGGUUGCUCUCACUGUGAUACCUCAGGCAUUGGCUUAUGCUGGCAUUGCUGGACUCGAUUUGCAGUAUGGCUUGUAUGCCUGUUUCCUGGGCUGCUUCAUCUACAUCUUCACCGGCUCCAGCAAGGAUGUCCCAAUUGGUCCCACCGCAAUUUCAGCGCUGCUUUCAUUCCAAAUCGCCGGCGGCAGCUGGCAAAUGGCCACGUUGCUGACCUUUCUCACGGGUUUAAUUGAAAUACUGAUGGGCAUCUUUCGACUUGGCUUCCUCAUCGAUUUUGUCUCGGGUCCAGUUGGUGCUGGCUUCACAAGCGCCGUCUCGCUGAUCAUCUUCAGUUCACAGAUGAAGGAUCUGCUCGGCAUACACACGAGUGGAAAUACUUUCCUCCAAGUCUGGAUUAGCAUCAUCAACGACAUUCACAACAUUAGCUGGCCCGACUUUGUGCUCGGUCUCAUCUGCAUCGUUUUGCUGCUCAGCUUGCGCGCCUUGGCCAGCUGCAGUGUGGGUCCCAAGCAGGGUAAAUCCACCUGCCAAACACUGCUCACUGGCAUCUUCUGGACUGUCGGCACUGCCCGGAAUGCGCUUCUUGUUUGCGGCACUGCUGGCUUGGGUUACUGGCUGUCUGUCAGUGGCAACGAGGAACUGGUUCGCACUGUGGGCUUUGUGCCCAAGGGUUUGCCUGAGUUUCGGCCACCACCUUUCCACAUGGAUGCCGUGUACAACGAAACUACGGGUGAACUAGUUUCGGAUGCUCAAAGCUUCUGGGACAUGGUCAGCACACUAGGCUCUGGUUUGAUUGUGGUGCCGUUGAUCGCGCUUCUGGAAACGAUGGCGGUGGUGCAAGCUUUUGCUGAUGGAAAACCCACCGAUGCCACCCAGGAGCUGAUUGCCUCUGGCAUCUGCAACGUGGCCAACUCCUUUGUCCAGGGUCUGCGCAGCAACGGCGGCGUUGCUCGUGGCGCCAUUCUCAAUGCCAGCGGCGUGAGGACACAACUCUCAAAUCUCUACACAGGCGUCAUUGUUAUCAUUGCGUUGCUCUAUCUCACACCUUGCUUCUACUACAUUCCCAAAGCAGCGUUGGCUGCGAUCAUCAUAGCUGCUGUCGUCUUUAUGGUUCAAUAUCGAGUCAUUAAGCCCAUGUGGCAUAGCAAAAAAACUGAUCUGAUACCCGGUCUUGGUGCUUUCUUUGCUUGCUUGGUGCUGCCUCUGCAGCUGGGCAUUCUCGUUGGCAUUGGCAUCAAUGUGAUCUUUAUUCUCUAUCAGGCAGCGCGUCCCAAGCUGCGCAUUGAAACGCUUUCGACUCCUGAGGGCGAGCGUUAUCUGAUGCUAACGCCGGAUCGCUGUCUAAUCUUUCCCUCGAUGGAGUUUGUGCGCAAGGUGAUCAACAAGCAGGGCGUCAAAUCAACGCUACCCGUGGUGAUCGAUUGUAGCCAUAUCUAUGGGGCUGAUUUCACGGCUGCCAAGGUGAUAUCGAUGAUGGUCAUGGAUUUUGCGCAGCGUCAGCAACCGCUGUUCUUCUACAAUCUACAGUCGCGUGUGGCCCAAGUCUUUGAGGGUCUCAACAAAGAUCUGGUCGCUAUCUACGAUAUCAGCACGCUGCAUGCGAAACUAGCAGAGAAGACGCCAACAUAACCUCGUUAUAUGAUAGAUUAAUUUUAGUCUUUAUAUUUAUUUCACAAACACACACACACACAUACACUCUCACACUCUGCUAGACCAAUUUCAAUGCUUUCGCGAGGCCAGCGAGUUGUUUCGCUUUGGUUUAGGCCAUGCUAAAAGAAAAAAAACCAACGAAAAAAACCGAAAAAAAUGAAAUAAUGAAACCCACGCAAAUGUCAGCAGCGUCGUCAACCACAAAUACGUUAUAAACAGUCCAGCCAAAUAGUCAAAUAUUUUCCGUAAAUUUAAUUAGCAUUUAAGUUUUGAGCAAUCUUUCUUUAUUUAUUCGCUUGUGAAUUUGGUUUUUGAUUUUUUGGCAAAAUGCUGUGAACAUUUUGGUUCAACAACAAAAAUCGAAGAAAAUGAAAAGACGAUAUUUGCACCUCAUUGUUAUCUUUGAGAUUGCUUGACUUAGUAUUAUACGAGUAUUAGCGCCUUAGUACUUAAAUAAAUAACGCACAAAUAUUUAAUUAUAGUUUUGUGAUUAAU
Messenger RNA from Drosophila nasuta, 2944 nucleotides. Its product is annotated as sodium-independent sulfate anion transporter. NCBI's taxonomy places the organism in Eukaryota, Metazoa, Arthropoda, Insecta, Diptera, Drosophilidae. Gene Ontology annotation, cellular component: membrane. The transcript is spliced from 4 exons. The record is from RefSeq and is a predicted model, not a curated record. Gene Ontology annotation, biological process: transmembrane transport. Bases 527 to 2428 code for a protein of 633 amino acids.